UAGCAAAGAAAUCUGUGCUAGUGCGGCCACCCGCAAAAUGAAGUCUCCCCUGCCCUUGCCGGAACUGUUCGAUGAGGACGAAUUUUCGUUCACCUUCAAAAAGCCGCACGGUCUGAACGACGCGUUUCAUAGGCGGAGGCCACCGAAGCUAAUGCAUCCACUGAAUCGCAGCAUCAACGCAUCGAUGGCCAAUGCAAUCUCGUUCACGGAAAAUAAUCGAACGGAACUGAGUACGCUUUACAACCGUCACAAACCGGAAACGUACUAUGAGCAGUGCUUCGAGCAGCUGCACAAGGUGGGCGAAGGUUCGUUCGGGGAGGUGUUUAAGGUGCGCAGCCGAACGGAUGGUCGGCUGUAUGCGGUAAAGAAAUCGAAAACCUACUUCCGCAGCACGCAGUGUCGCGAGUUGUGUCUGGAGGAGGUACGCCGGUACGAGCAGUUCUCCGACCACGAGAACUGUGUCAAGCUGUACCAGGCAUGGGAGCAGGACGAUCGUUUAUACAUGCAGAUGGAGCUGUGCCGGGAAAAUCUGGAAGUGUAUGCUCGGCAACAGCAAAAGCUACCGGACGAGCGUAUUUGGUCGAUCAUGCUGGAUCUAUUGCUUGCUCUGAAAAGCUUGCACGAUCGCAACCUGAUCCAUCUGGACAUAAAGCUAGAUAAUAUUCUUGUUACGGACGAUGGAACGUGCAAGCUGGCCGAUUUUGGGAUCGUGUUCGAUUUGAGCAAAAGCAAUCCUCGGUACGCAACCGAGGGUGAUUCGCGCUACAUGGCACCGGAACUGAUGGAGGGCACGUACACCAAGGCGGCCGAUAUAUUUAGCCUCGGAAUAGCUACACUCGAGCUGGCCAGUAACUUGGAGUUACCGGCCAACGGACGGCUGUGGCAGCGGCUGCGCAGCGGACAACCACUGCCCGAAAAUCUGGCGUGCAAUAUUUCGUCCCCGCUGAAAGACAUCAUCCAUAGCAUGAUAAAACCGGUACCGGGAGAACGUCCGACGGUUGAUAUGCUGUUAAAGCAUCCGAUCGUGCAGAAACUGUACGAAAAGCGAAGGCGAAGGAGAGUGUUUGAACGAUCGAAAUCUUACCUCUACCGGAAGCUUUCCAGCCUUAGUGGAUUUUUCCUGCUUGCGGUAAUGUGGCUGGUGGCAUGCUUUCGCCUGCAGCACCGUAAAGAAUCGGCCCCGCAAGGAGGAGGAGUGGUCGCGAAACAGGUAUCAAAAGGUAAUGAUGGAUCCACGCAACUGUUCGCGAACAAAUGUUCACGAAGGUCUACCGGCACCUCGUUCCGUACAUCUCGAUUAAUGGAUCAGAGCGCCAGCUUGUUGGCAGCGGAUGAUGACGAUGAGGACAUUGAUCAAUUAAAUAGAACGGGGCUUGAUAGUAGCGCUUGUACGGCUAACACCGGCGACGAUACGGCGGACUGUGAUCGUACAGCGGAUUCGCAUGAGAAUGAAAGUGUGCAAAUUACGCCCACACUGAACAGUUCCAUGCCUCCCACGCGUACACCGACCGUACGGAUCGUCAACUCUACGCCCCUGAACCAUGAACAUCUGCCUCAUCAUAGCUUGCAACAGUAUCACCCGUAUUCGCAUUCCGGGCAUACUGGUUCGAGACACACGAGUCGCGUAUUCUGUUCCCCAUUUCGUAUUCUAUGGUUCGAGGACGAUGCAGACGAUCUGGCAAUAUUAAAAGAUUCCCACCGAAAUCCGCAAACGAUUUCCUCCUCCAGCUGGUCACCUGGUGGUGCAAAACCGACACUGCCAUCGUCGUCGACGUCGUCGGCUCGCCUCAAUGAUAGUGAUAGCGAUUUUCGUCCCCUUGGAUCACCCUCACACCACGAUCAGCAAGCAACAACGUCAAGAAGGAUUAGAGACGAGGACGAAUUGUCUGGUGAUUGUAGCCGAGAUGUCCAGCCAAUUACAUCGUCGCUCUGUAGGGACAGCCAGCAAUCGAUCACAAGCACUCCAAACAGUUCCUUAUUUAAAACUAUGCGAACAAGCGCGUUGGCCAUGAAUGGUCUAGCUGCCGCUUCUUUAUCCGCCUGUGAUAAUUCAUUGUCUGCCGCCGGGGGAUAUUCGUCCUUUCUGACAAAGAAAAAAUUAAAAUUUAAAACCGAAGAUGAUGAUUCCGACUGA
This is a messenger RNA of Anopheles maculipalpis, 2134 nucleotides long. Its product is annotated as membrane-associated tyrosine- and threonine-specific cdc2-inhibitory kinase. Bases 38 to 2134 code for a protein of 698 amino acids. The transcript is spliced from 3 exons. Lineage: Eukaryota; Metazoa; Arthropoda; Insecta; Diptera; Culicidae. The record is from RefSeq and is a predicted model, not a curated record. Gene Ontology annotation, biological process: protein phosphorylation. Gene Ontology annotation, molecular function: protein kinase activity; ATP binding.